AUGUCGGCUCUUCAACAAGUCAUCCUGCAUCCCUACCUGAGCCAACUGGUGCGUCCCUUCUCUCUAGCUGCUCAGACGCAAUGACUUUCCGACGACUGACGUAUUCAUUUGUCCCCCCCUUGGCCCACUUCACUACGCUCAUCUUUGCCAGCUCAAAUUCUGGUCCACCACGGUCGGAAGGGACAAGACGUACAGGUCUAUUCAGUACUUUGCUAGAUUCUUGGCUUGGUACGAGUACAGAAAGGGAGCUACCAAGGAGACUGUGGCUCGUCUUCAGGCUCUCAAGAGCAGCAUUGGUCUCAGCAGAAAGCGUGAGUAGCGCAACGCUGCACUUGCACCUUCCUCCCUCCUGGCGCGGCUCGAUGCUUGUGUUGGAGGAAUGGAUCAGAGAAGAUAGGAGAGACGUGAGGAUAGGAACGUAGCACGCUUCUUCUCGUGUUCGCCUUUCCGUGCUAGGCACGUUGCGCUGUCCUUCGCUCGACGGAAUGCGUGUCUCGCAAGCAUACGUUCUGGAGAAGGGGAAACCACAUCUUUCUUUUUCUGCUCCGCAGUCCGUCGAAGCGGCAGCUGGUGUUGCCUGCUCGUACGGAGCUUUGUUCUGGUCGAGGCGCUGACUAGCAUGCUCUUCCCUCCAAAUUGCUUCGCACGAAUGCGCUCAUCAGUGAUGCGUGCGGGCAAGUUCCUGGAGCACAUGCAGUCUGCUCUCAAGGCUACCACCAUCAAGGACCCCUUUGUCGCUUAUCUCGCUGUUGGACGCCAGCUGGGCUACAUGUGCUACCUCACUCUGGAUCUGCUACAAUGGGUGAGUGAUCAAAGUUGCAUUCGUGAUGUCCUGCCCUCGAAAUGCGACAGCGGGCAUUGCACUGACCUGCGCUGGAUUCCCAUUUGCGCAGAUCCACGGUAGCAAGGCCUACCAGUUCGCCCCCGAGACGGCCAGCGCGAUCAGCAAGAACGCCUCUCGAUUCUGGCUCACCGGGCUUUCCUUUUCGCUGUUGUCUUCCGGCUACAAGACGUACGCUCUUCGUCAACGAUUGGGCGCCGCUUCUCGUCCUCGCGCCACUGCCGAAAAGGAGGCGGAAAGGCGAGCUGAGUUGGCUCAGAUCAAGACGGAACAGGCUAGCGUCAGGUACCAAGCUACUCAGGACGCAAUCGACUGGUUGCUUCCCGCUACCGGAGCUGGAUUUUUGGACCUCGACGAGGGCGUGCUUGGUCUGGCCGGCUUCACCACCGCUCUUAUGGGCGCUCGCACCCAGUGGCGCGCCGUCAAUGGCCCUGCUGGCGCCAAGAAGUAA
Molecule: messenger RNA, 1292 nt
Organism: Ceraceosorus bombacis
Lineage: Eukaryota; Fungi; Basidiomycota; Exobasidiomycetes; Ceraceosorales; Ceraceosoraceae
Source: the annotation of a GenBank genome assembly